This is a messenger RNA of Lactuca saligna, 1755 nucleotides long. The record is from the annotation of a GenBank genome assembly. NCBI's taxonomy places the organism in Eukaryota, Viridiplantae, Streptophyta, Magnoliopsida, Asterales, Asteraceae.
AUGGCAGACUCCUUCACUUUCCUUUUCACCCUUCUCUUAUUUUCACUCACAAAACCCAUGAUUUCUCAACAACAAUACGACCAUACUCCAUGCAACACCACCAUCCCUCUCCUCAACAUCUCCACUUACUCCUGCAACUCCAACACCAAAACCUGUAACACCUUCAUCAUCUACAGACCUCAAUCCAACCAAACACUUUCCGCCAUUGCCACCCUUUUCAACGUCAACGAAUCCCAGCUCAACUCCACAACCCAUUUCCAAGAUCGUGAAGUCAUAGUCCCAAUCAUCUGCAAUUGCCCCGACUGGUCCUCUAGAUCCAUCGUCAAUUACACUAACUUUAACGCAUAUUCGUUUCCAGAUAUCGCUUGUGGAGUCUACCAAGGGCUCGUGAAGCCGUUUGUUUUAGCACAACAAAACGGAAACCUUCAUGGGACACCACUUGUUAGAGUACCUGUUAAGUGUGCGUGUGUUAACACAUCUAACGAGAGAAAUGAUACGAGGUAUCUUGUUACAUAUCCUGUAAUGGAAAAUGAUACACUUAAUAUGAUUGCAUUGAAGUUUGGUGUGACGGUAGGGUCCAUCCAUGAAGCAAAUGAGAUGGACCCACGACAAACCAUUUUCGAGGGCACCACGUUGUUGGUCCCAACAACGGGUGUCCCUGUCUUGAAUUUGGAUCAUACAGUUAAUGAUCCAAGUUCACAUGACAUCAUUCCGGUUACUGGAAUCUUGAAUCGUAGCACUGGAACGAGGUUUUCGAUUCUCUUUCUCAUUGUAUUUUCGACAAUUUUUCUUUUCGUUGUACUUUUGUUUCUAGUUUUUAUAAAAUGGAAGCUUCACCACCGCGAACCAUCGCCGGUGUCCAUACCGGGAUCAGAGUUUAACCGUUGUUCGCCCGAUUUACUCGAUGGUAUGUUGAAAUUGAAACACUCUUUAACGAGCUUUAGUAUCGAUGAGCUUAGACUCGCUACAAAUGACUUCUCAGAAUCUUCGUUCAUUGGGAAAUCGGUGUGUAAAGGUCGAAUCACCAAAGAUUAUUUUGUGGCGAUUAAGGAUAUGAAUUCGAUCAAAUUCGCUAAUCAUGUUGUGAACAUUUUGACCACAAUCAACCAUUUUAAUGUGGUCAAAAUCGAAGGGUAUUGUUUUGAUAUGGACAAGUCUUAUUUAGUCUUCGAAUAUACCGAAAAUGGAAGUUUACGGGAUUGUUUGCGUGAAUCGAAAACAAGAAAACAUUUAACUUGGGGGAAACGAUUGAAGAUUGCAUUCGAUCUUGCAGAAGGUUUGCAUUACAUACAUUAUUGCACAAAGCCGAUGUAUGUUCACCGGAAUAUAAGCACUGGAAACGUGUUGAUAACGACGGAUUGUAGGGCAAAAAUCUCGGGGUUUGACUUUGCAACACCCGUAAUUUACACUGUGGAGGUGGAGGGAGGCGGAGGAAUUUGGCCAAAAUCAGCGUUAGUCGAGGAGACUACGGUGGAUGUGUACGCUUAUGGGGUUGUUUUGGUGGAGCUUUUAUCUGGGAAAGGGGCGGCCACGGGGAGAAAAUGGUUGGACGGUGUCGAAUUUGCGGUGGAUGGUGGUGUUUCCUCGGAGUGUUUGGAGAAAUUUAAGAUGUUUAUGGAUGGAGAUUUGGAAGGGGAGUAUGGUUUAGGGGAUGCAAUGUGUUUAGCACUUUUGGCUAAAUGUUGCAUACAAGAUGACCCCCAAUAUAGGCCUACUAUGAAUGAUGUUCUUAAGAAUCUUUCAAGAAUCCUAUAA